Messenger RNA from Anopheles bellator, 690 nucleotides. RefSeq lists its product as uncharacterized. Bases 1 to 690 code for a protein of 229 amino acids. Lineage: Eukaryota; Metazoa; Arthropoda; Insecta; Diptera; Culicidae. The record is from RefSeq and is a predicted model, not a curated record. The transcript has 3 exons.
AUGAGGUACUCGCCGUUAGUAGCCGUGGUCGUGACGGUCUUCUCGGCCGAAGCGACAAUCUUGGCGGGAUUGGAUUCACUGGAUUUGGAGGUGAACGGAACGGCCAGCGCAGCAGCGCCACUGAACGACGUGUGGAAGGGCACGGAACGGGAGAAGGUGUUGUCGAGAAGGAAACGCUUCGUCGUGUUUCCGGAAGGGUCAAGCUUUUCGGUUGCGGUCUGCAUGACGAUCGGUAUAUACGGUAACCCGAACUAUCAGAUGGUGAGUUGGGCCCUGAACUGGGGCAUCGCGUACAACUUGCCCAACCAGACAAUUAGCUUCGUGCAGGAAAUGGCCGAGCCGAAGCCGAUGGUCCAGCGACGAAAUCGUCGCGAUCUCUACCAGAAGCUGGAGGUGAUCAUGAACAAUAUGGGCUACGAUGGCCGGGAUUGCAUUUUGAGGGCACUGUGCGAGAGCUCGCAGUACUUUGGGCGAAAGGGCAAUAAUAUGAUUGCCGAAAUGCUGCGCACGCUGUUCAGCUAUCCAAAGUCGAAGGUGCUUUCGCACGAGCACAGUGACCAUAAGCUGUACGACGAGGCGCACCGGAAGGGUAAAAACAUGGGCGCCUGUCAGUCUCUGUACGCCAACUGUCGGUUCUCGUUGCUUGAGCUCGCCCUCGGAAAGUAUUCGACACCGUACGGGUUUAUGUGA